This is a messenger RNA of Epinephelus fuscoguttatus (brown-marbled grouper), 1879 nucleotides long. RefSeq names its product interleukin-10 receptor subunit beta-like. Gene Ontology annotation, molecular function: protein binding. The transcript is spliced from 7 exons. The coding region runs from base 544 to 1596 and encodes 350 amino acids. NCBI's taxonomy places the organism in Eukaryota, Metazoa, Chordata, Actinopteri, Perciformes, Serranidae. The record is from RefSeq and is a predicted model, not a curated record.
CGACUUGACUUUUUGUCACCGCCCCCUGCUGCAACCGCCUUCUCGUCCACUUUGCAGACGAGGCGCAGUUCAUCGCGAAAGAGCCUUGUGUGUCAUUCUUGAAUUGUGUCAAGGUGGUUCACUGCUUCAUGAAGCUACGAUUUCACCAUCACUACCUCGCUUUCGCGAUUUUAUCACCGUCCACUUUUGUAAUACGUCAGAGCAAGUCGGAAUGAAGUCGGACACAAAACAUGCAUUGUGCGCCGAUCGCCGGUGAUAGAAUCUGCGCAGGCCUGGCUCAUCUCGAACGAGCCUACUUUUUAUAUUUGAAAAGCAGUCUUGUUUACACGACAACACGAGUGCCUCUUUUUUUCAACGGUCACCGAUAGGCUGAUUCCCUGAAGCCGCAGACGUUUCUGUGCAGUAGUGAGUUUCGUUUCCGCGGACUCCCCCCCCUGUUGAAUGAUAACAGGAAAUACAGACAUGAGAUAUGAAACAGACUCGGUCACCCACAGUGCUCAGCUAAAUUAUUUUUUAAACUGACAGAAGAGACUUGCGGAUAACAUGUCAGCCUCUAUUUGUGCCUUUGCCCUGACGUUUUCAACACUAUGCGGAUCCAGAGUGGUAUCAGGAGUCCUCAGCACACCCACAAAUGUCCACUUGACCUCCUAUAACCUGAACCUGGUGCUGCGGUGGGAUUCACCUGAACAGCCAGCCAGCAGCCUGAUCUACACAACUGAGUACAAAUCCACAUUCACAGACUACAAAGUGGGCUGUGUGAACAUCUCCACGCUUGAAUGUGACUUCACAAUGUGCCCUAACAUCUCCGUAUUUGAGUACGGAAAGUAUAGAGGCAGAGUGCGGGCGCAGCUGGGGACAGAGAGCUCUGCCUGGGUGGAAAGUAACCAAAUUACUAUGGACAGAGAUACCAUCAUCGGCCCACCCAGUGUCUCUCUCCUCUCGAAUGGGGGUGUUGUGGAAGUCAGCAUUAAAGAUCCACUGUUCAAGAUCUCUGCACUCAGGAAUGUUUACAACUUGGCCACCUACAACAUCACCUACUGGAAAGAUGGACAGAAGGAAAAGGCCAGAAACAUUAGCAACGUGCAGCAAAACCGGGUGGUUCUUAGUGACCUGGACCCCUGGACCAAGUACUGCGUCCAAGUCCAAAUCAACACAGGGAGCAACCACAACCCCAGCCAGCCCAGCAAAGCUGUUUGUGAGAGCACCACCAUCGAUGAAGAGGCUCCGUGGGUGGUAGCUGUUGGGAUGUUUGUCGCUAUGGUAGCGGGAGUGGCUCUGGUGGUGGUUGCAGUGGUGUAUCGGAAAAAAUGUCUUCAUCCAAAAUAUGUGCUGCCUCAGCACUUUGAAGAGUACCUACUGGCACCCCCCAACUCGUCACUGUACUUAAUCAUGCAGAACUCCCAUCCACCAGAGGAGAUCUACGACCAGGUCAGCGUCAUUGCAGACAACAGGACUCUGGAAGAAGGGCGCCCACUGGAGGCAGCAGGGAGUAGCUGCAGCCAACAGCCUGACACCUCUAUGCUGACACCACAGCAGGGGAGAGAUAGAACCAAGAGGGACAGGCUGAAAAACGCAGAGGCCAUGGAGAAGAGUUGAUUUGCAGGCUUCAGUUAGAUGGGACUGUUAGACAUCAUCAGCAGGAAUGACUUUAAAGACAAUGAGAAACAGUGAACUAUUGAUUCUUACUUGAGUUUUAAUGCAACAAAUUCUGCAACAGUCCCGCAUUACUCCUCGGUGCGCACGUUACUGUUAGGGGUGGGCGAUGCAACAAAAUUUGGUUUUGAGCCAAUACCAAGUAAUUCAGGGCCAGAAUCGCUGAUAUCAAUAUCGAUACCAAUAUCGAUAGGAUGCAUAAAUAAAAGUGGUUUACGUACUUUCA